AUGCGAAACUCCACCACUUUCCCAAUCUCGCCGUGUCGGACCUUUACGCAUGUCCUCCUCCUCAAGCUCUGGAUCACUGGAUCGGGCAUUGACACGACUACGUGGAGCGAUACAUUUCUCCAUCGGCAUGACUUACCCAACGACUUGUCUACAGCUGCACAGAAUGAGACUCUCGGGUUCGAAAAGAUCUUCUACAUCAGCAUGCCUCACCGGCCGGAUCGCCAAGACAGCAUGACCAUGUUAGCCACUUCAACAAACAUACGACUAAUUCUACAGGAUGGGGUCGAUGGCAACGCUAUUCACGAAAAGGCGAGACCGAAAGGUAGCCAGGCUCUAAGACCGGAGCAGCUGGGCUGCUGGCGCAGUCACGCUAACGUAUGGCGGAAAAUAAUCGAAGAACGAAUACAAACGGCCAUCAUACUCGAAGAUGAUGCCGACUGGGACGUCCGAAUUCAUGACAUCUUUCAGGAUCUAAGCCUCCAAAUUCGAAAGGGGGUGCUAAGGAAAGACAAGCCCACGAGCUACGAGGUUGCCCAUGCACCAUACGGUAUGGAUUGGGACUUGUUAUACGUCGGCACUUGCUGGAAUAUCAACGCUGAAGUUCGCCCACCAUCCCAUAUUUACGAAGAUGCCAAUGCGCCGAAUUCAACAGAAAUGGCUUUCGCCUACCGCAACGAGCUUGAGUACUGGGGAGCCGAUACUUCCAACGGCCGGCGCGUCAGAGCAAUAACCCCUUCGUGGUACCCUGUGUGCACAAUUGGUUAUGCUGUAACAUUACAAGGAGCUCAAAAGCUGCUGCACACAAUAGGAAACGAAGGAAGUGUGGGAGCACCCGUUGACCUUGCCAUGAUAAGCGGGAUUCAGUCUGGCGGUCUCACGUCGCUGACGAUCGUUCCUCCAUUAUUCACGCCUUGGAAGACCGGAACCGUUUCCGACAGCGAUAUCGACAAUCUCGAGACCACCGAGGACGAAUUGCCGCAAGGCAGCGAGAAUCUGCGACACAGUGCAAGGAGGGCUUUGGCAGCGCAACUCAAUGGCGGUGCCGAAUGGCUUCGGUAA
Molecule: messenger RNA, 1059 nt
Organism: Akanthomyces muscarius
Lineage: Eukaryota; Fungi; Ascomycota; Sordariomycetes; Hypocreales; Cordycipitaceae
Exons: 6
Coding region: 1-1059 (352 amino acids)
Source: RefSeq, a predicted model, not a curated record